Molecule: messenger RNA, 942 nt
Organism: Monodelphis domestica (gray short-tailed opossum)
Lineage: Eukaryota; Metazoa; Chordata; Mammalia; Didelphimorphia; Didelphidae
Product: olfactory receptor 1f45
Biological process (GO): G protein-coupled receptor signaling pathway
Cellular component (GO): membrane
Molecular function (GO): olfactory receptor activity; G protein-coupled receptor activity
Source: RefSeq, a predicted model, not a curated record
AUGGAAGGGGGAAAUUGGUCUGAAGUCUCUGAGUUCAUCCUCCUGGGCCUUUCAUAUGAUCCAGAGCAAGAGAAGCUUUUGUUCUUCAUGUUCCUAGUUAUGUACCUGAUCACAGUGCUGUGGAACCUGCUCAUCAUUCUGGCCAUUAAAUCUGACUCCCGGCUCCACACCCCCAUGUACUUCUUCCUCAGUAACUUAUCCCUUGUUGACAUGUGCUUUACAUCCACCACUGUCCCCCAAAUGCUGUUAAGUCACAUAUCUGGAAACAAGGCAAUUCCUUACUUUGCAUGCCUAACACAAACAUUCUUCUUCAGUUGGUUUGCAGGAGUGGACAGUAUUCUUCUUGCCUCCAUGGCCUAUGACCGUUAUGUGGCUAUCUGUGCCCCGCUACACUAUAGUAUGAUCAUGACCCCAAGGACCUGUGCCCUUCUGGUCUCAGUGUCCUGGUUCUGGCCCUGUAUUAAUGCCCUCAUUCAUACUAUCUCUGCAGCCCAGCUUUCAUUCUGUGGCCACACUGAAAUCCCUCAUUUCUUCUGUGACCUCAAUGCUUUGAUAAAAUUGGCUUGUUCAGACAUCUUCAUUAAUGGCUUAAUGGUGUACACAGUGGGGACGCUGACAACCAUUAUUCCCUUCAUUGGCAUUCUAAUCUCCUACAUUCACAUUUUCUGGGCUGUAGUGAGGAUCCCAUCUGCCCGUGGGAAGCAGAAAGCUUUCUCUACCUGUGGCUCCCACCUCACUGUGGUGUCUCUGUUCUAUGGAACACUUAUUGGAGUGUACUUCAGUCCCAAAUCUACCCACACAGCCCAGCAGGACACAGCAUCAGCUGUGAUGUACACAGUGGUCACCCCCAUGCUGAACCCUUUCAUCUAUAGCCUGAGGAACAAUGACAUGAAAGGGGGGCUGAAGGUACUCCUUACCAGAACACCAGAGCUCUCUUUGUGA